Alligator mississippiensis (American alligator) is the source of this 2371-nucleotide messenger RNA. RefSeq names its product LUC7 like 2, pre-mRNA splicing factor (gene LUC7L2). Gene Ontology annotation, molecular function: mRNA binding. Gene Ontology annotation, biological process: mRNA splice site recognition. Bases 283 to 1476 code for a protein of 397 amino acids. The record is from RefSeq and is a predicted model, not a curated record. The transcript has 11 exons. Lineage: Eukaryota; Metazoa; Chordata; Crocodylia; Alligatoridae. Gene Ontology annotation, cellular component: U1 snRNP; U2-type prespliceosome.
CGCGGGGGGAGGGGGAGGAAGCAAGGCCGCGACCAGCGCGAGGCGGCGGCGGCGGGUUCCCGCCUCGGUCCAGGCUCGAGGCCGGAGCGCGCGGCGCGAAGCCCCCCCCCAUCCCUCCCGCCUUCCCCGCGGGACUGGCCGCGCUGCGAGGAGCUGCCAGGCCGUAGCUGUCGGGCCGGGCCGGGCCGGGCCGGGCCUCGCGCGCAGGAUGUCGGCGCAGGCCCAGAUGCGCGCCAUGCUGGACCAGCUCAUGGGCACGUCCCGGGACGGUUCAAUGUAUCUAUGCCUGCCUACUUCAAUCUGCAAGGGAGUGUCAGAAAGGCCCCGCAUUCGCCGAGCCGAGACACUACCCGUCAGCGAAUCAAAUUCAGUGAUGACAGAGUGUGCAAGAGUCACCUCCUCAACUGCUGCCCUCAUGAUGUCCUCUCUGGAACCAGGAUGGACCUUGGAGAGUGUCUGAAGGUACAUGACCUGGCAUUAAGAGCAGAUUAUGAAAUUGCGUCUAAAGAACAAGACUUCUUCUUUGAACUUGAUGCAAUGGAUCACCUGCAGUCAUUUAUUGCAGACUGUGACAGAAGAACUGAAGUUGCUAAGAAGAGAUUAGCAGAAACCCAAGAAGAGAUCAGUGCUGAAGUUGCAGCUAAGGCUGAGCGAGUGCAUGAAUUGAAUGAAGAGAUCGGGAAGCUUCUUGCCAAAGUCGAGCAGCUUGGAGCUGAUGGGAAUGUAGAAGAGUCGCAGAAAGUAAUGGAUGAAGUGGAGAAAGCCCGGGCCAAGAAGAGAGAAGCAGAGGAAGUAUACAGGAACUCUAUGCCUGCAUCUAGCUUUCAGCAGCAGAAGCUCCGGGUCUGUGAAGUGUGUUCUGCCUACCUGGGUCUCCAUGAUAAUGACAGGCGGCUUGCUGACCACUUUGGAGGAAAACUUCACUUAGGAUUUAUUGAAAUAAGAGAGAAACUUGAGGAGCUCAGGAGGAUUGUGGCUGAUAAACAAGAAAAACGAAAUCAGGAACGUCUGAAACGGAGAGAGGAGAGGGAAAGAGAGGAAAGAGAGAAGCUGAGGAGGUCCAGAUCCCAUAGCAAGCAAGCUAAAAGAUCUAGGUCUCGAGAGCGCCGCAGACAUCGGUCUCGUUCUCCUUCCUGGGAACGGAAAAGGAGAACUCGUUCCAAGUCCAGGGAGAAACGCCACCGUCACAGGUCUCGCUCUAACAGCCGCAGCAGGAGCCACAGCCACCAUAGAAGCAGGCAUAGUUCCAGGGACAGGAGCCGAGAGCGCAGCUCCAAAAAACGAUCCUCAAAAGAAAGAUCUUCCAGAGACAAAGAACGAUCAAAAGAUAGUGACAGAACAUCACGUGACAAAGACAGAAGCUCAAGAGAGAGGUCACCCCGAGAGCAGAAAGACAGGAAACGUUCCUAUGAAAGUGCUAAUGGACGAUCAGAAGACCGGAGAAGCUCAGAAGAGCGUGAAGCAGGGGAGAUAUAACCGUGGCUGUACAUUUACCUGAUCUCUAGCUUCCUAUGGAGUUGCAUACUAUGGUUUAGUUUACAAUUUAAAGGGACACCAUUGAGCAGUUCCAGACACUGAUCCAACUAGGGUAGAUGUACAGUAUAUAAAAGCGGUUAUAACCAACUAUAAAUUUAAAUCCUCUUCAAUUGAUGCCUAAAGCUGUGUCCUUGAUUCCACCAAGAUGUAAAACUUUUUUGAAAGAUUUAUCUCUGUUCAGGACAACAGUUUUAUGUACCAUGGUGCGAUCUCAAUGUUUUAAUCUCCUUUUAAGUACAAGUUAAAUAGUGAACAAAUUAUAUUGUACUUCUUGCCUUGGGUGCUCUCAAACCUUUAUAAAAUUCUCCAAUUCUGUUCCAGUCCAAACAGCUGCAUUGAAAGGUUUUGUUUUUCGUUUUGUUUUAAGAGGGGUGGGUGGGUACUAAACUUUUAUUCUAAGGUUAUCUUCCCAGCAGUAGUAUGGGAACCUAGGAGUUGGUUACAGGGGGAGCAUUUAGACUGGAAUAUGUGCUGGAGAAUGCUGAAAUGUCAUUUUUUACAGUGCCUAUUUAGACUUGGAAAUUGAGCAGCUGUUGCAUUACAUCUUUAUUUUUACUAAAAUUCUGAAAUCAAAGCCAGUCCCACAUCUCUGUACCAUUCAUUUGGUAUGUGUUUAGUAUAUCUGGGUUUUUUCCAUAAAAACUUUUUUCUGCUUUUUCUUGUGGGGUGUAAACUGCACAUCCUUAAUUGUAAUAAAAUAAAAAUAAAAAAGGAAAUGUCUUGUCCAGUAAAUCAAAUUGAGCACAUCGAUUUCUCAAGUUAUGUGCUGCUAAUUGUAUUUCUCUUAACAGGUCAAUCAAAUGCGGAGAAUAAAAAACAGUUCCGAACCCUCUCA